CUCCUCUCCUCCUCCUCUGCAAAGUGCCAAAGUCUCUCUCUCCUCUUCUUCUUCUUACCUUCCACGCAGGUUUCUAAUCUGCAAAAUUCACCAUCAAUGUCUUCUUCUUCUUCUCCCUCGUCUCUCCUCUUACCAAACAUCAACUUCCACUCCACAACCACUCGCUCCGUCUCAAUCCCCGGAAUCUUCUUACCGAGAAACCGCUUGAGAUACAGUCACAACCUCCCGCUUCGAAUCAGAGCUUCUAAAGACGAUAAUGUCGCAGUGGAAGACCGUGAAAACGCAGUGAUCAACGGAAACGGAAGUGCCCGUUUAAACAGCAACGGAGCUGCGAGAACAUCCAUCAACGGAAACGCCCGUUUUAACGGUAACGGUAGUUUGGUGAAGUAUGUGAACGGAGACGUAACGGUUGAAACGGAGGAAGUUACAAAGAAGAGGAAAGAAGAAGUGAGGCAGAAGAGAGUAGAAGAUAUUGGUCAAGAGGAUGCUUGGUUUAAGACAUCUCAACAACAACGAAAACAACAAGUUGAGGUUUCUGUUGCACCUGGUGGUCGAUGGAGUAGGUUCAAGACUUACUCAACGAUACAAAGAUCUUUGGAGAUUUGGGGUUUUGUCUUAAUGUUUGUUUUCAGGACAUGGUUAAGCGGUCAGAAGUUUUCAUACAAAGGGGGAAUGACUGAGGAGAAGAAGGUUUUGAGAAGGAAGGUUUUAGCUAAGUGGUUGAAGGAGAAUAUAUUGAGAUUAGGUCCUACUUUUAUUAAAAUUGGGCAACAGUUUUCUACCAGAGUUGACAUUCUUCCUCAAGAAUAUGUUGAUCAAUUAUCAGAACUUCAGGAUCAAGUUCCUCCGUUCUCUUCUGCUACGGCUUUAUCUAUUGUUGAAGAGGAGCUUGGAGCUUCUGUUGAUGAUGUAUUCGACCGUUUUGAUUAUGAACCUAUUGCUGCAGCUAGUCUUGGCCAAGUUCACCGUGCUAGAUUGAAGGGUCAAGAGGUUGUUAUUAAAGUACAGAGACCUGGUCUCAAGGAUCUCUUUGAUAUUGAUCUUAAAAACUUGAGGGUGAUUGCUGAGUAUCUCCAAAAGGUGGAUCCAAAAUCAGAUGGUGCAAAGAGAGAUUGGGUUGCAAUUUAUGAUGAAUGUGCUAGUGUACUGUACCAGGAAAUUGAUUACACAAAGGAGGCAGCUAACUCGGAAUUGUUUGCUAAUAACUUCAAAGACUUAGAGUACGUAAAAGUUCCAUCCAUCUACUGGGAGUACACCACACCUCAGGUCCUGACAAUGGAGUAUGUCCCUGGGAUUAAAAUUAACAAAAUACAAGCCUUAGAUCAGUUAGGUGUUGAUCGAAAAAGGCUAGGGAGAUAUGCUGUUGAAUCUUACUUGGAGCAAAUUUUGUCUCAUGGAUUCUUUCAUGCCGACCCUCAUCCUGGGAACAUUGCGGUUGAUGAUGUCAACGGUGGGCGGCUUAUAUUUUACGACUUUGGAAUGAUGGGAAGUAUCAGCCCAAAUAUUAGAGAAGGUUUAUUGGAAGCAUUCUACGGUGUUUAUGAGAAGGACCCUGAUAAGGUCAUUCAAGCAAUGGUUCAAAUGGGUGUGCUUGUACCUACUGGAGAUUUGACAUCGAUCAGAAGAACAGCACUGUUUUUUCUCAACAGUUUCGAAGAGCGGCUUGCUGCACAAAGAAAGGAAAAAGAAGAACUAGCAGCAGCAGAACAGCUUGGGUUCAAGAAGCCACUAAGCAAAGAGGAGAAGCAAGAGAAAAAGAAGCAGCGUUUGGCUGCAAUCGGAGAAGACUUAUUGGCCAUUGCAGCUGAUCAACCUUUCCGGUUCCCUGCCACAUUCACAUUUGUUGUUAGAGCCUUUUCAGUGUUGGAUGGCAUCGGCAAAGGUCUUGACCCACGGUUUGAUAUAACGGAGAUUGCAAAACCAUAUGCUUUGGAAUUGCUGCGGUUCCGGGAAGCUGGAGUAGAAGUUGUAGUGAAGGACCUGAGAACGAGAUGGGACAGGCAAUCACAAGCAUUCUACAAUCUAUUUAGGCAAGCUGAUAGAGUUGAAAAGCUAGCUGUGAUCAUCCAACGACUUGAACAAGGUGAUUUGAAGCUUAGAGUCCGAACACUGGAGUCUGAGAGAGCAUUUCAACGGGUAGCAACUGUUCAGAAAACAAUAGGAAGUGCUGUUGCUGCAGGAAGUUUAGUGAAUCUCGCAACGAUUUUGUAUCUGAAUUCUUUAAAAGUAAGUUGUUACUCAUCAACCUUUUUUAACCUCGUCGCUCCUCAGUUUCAUCAACAUUCUCUUGUUCCUUUUUAUGUUUGUCAGACACCAGCGAAUAUAGCAUACACAUUCUGUGCUUUCUUCAGCCUCCAAGUUCUAAUCGGAGUUAUAAAAGUCAAGAAGUUCGACCAACGUGAAAAACUGAUCACUGGAACAGCUUAAAAAGAAAACAUGUUUGAUGUAUUUAAAACUUCUUCUUCAGUCUCCAUAAAACCUCCUUUUUGGUGCUUUAGAAGCACAAAGAUUUCUCCCAUAAAGCUUGAUAGUAUCCUUUGGUUGUCUCCCCAAAUAAAAAAAAUUCUGUAUGGAAGCUUUUAAGAGACAACAGAGGAGACUCUUGGCAUUUUUUUUAUCAACAGAGCCACUUGUAAUGGUGUGUAGAGAUGUAGUAGACAUUAUAUUAGGUAAACUCUUUUCUCCUAAAAAUACACUUAUAUGUAUAUAUAAAGACUUCUUGUUGCCUCCCUGCCUCUGUAUCUGUUGCGUUUCUCCGUAGUACCUAUACAAACGUGG
Messenger RNA from Eruca vesicaria subsp. sativa (arugula), 2778 nucleotides. NCBI's taxonomy places the organism in Eukaryota, Viridiplantae, Streptophyta, Magnoliopsida, Brassicales, Brassicaceae. The record is from the annotation of a GenBank genome assembly.